UAAAAAUAUGUGAAAAAAAUAAGGAUGCAUAUAAUAAGAACACAUUAAUGAAAAAAAAAAGUAGUAAUUCACAUAUAAAGGAAUCUAUACAGGAAGACAAAAAAAAACAAAACAAAACAAAUAACAAUAGCAAAAAAAAAAAUAAUAUUAAUAUUGACAAUCAUUUUGAUCAACACAAAAAUAUCCAAAAAAAAUUAACAAAACAAAAAAAAAGUCUUAUCGAGCCACAAAAACUUCUAGCUGCUAUUGAGAAAUUUAAAAAUCAUAAAAAAAGUUUACAACUAGACAAUAAUAUAAAUGAAAAUGAUAUACUAAGGAAUGAAAAUAAAAAUAAGAUGCUUUCUAAACAAAAUUAUUUAUGUAAUGUUAUUAAUAGUGAUGAUGAUACAAGUGAAAAUAUGUUCGUAUACGCUACCAAAUAA
Messenger RNA from Plasmodium gaboni, 422 nucleotides. Its product is annotated as putative membrane protein. The record is from RefSeq and is a predicted model, not a curated record. The annotation marks the transcript as partial. Lineage: Eukaryota; Apicomplexa; Aconoidasida; Haemosporida; Plasmodiidae. The transcript has a single exon.